GGGCAGCAGCUAGUGCCACUUUCUCUGUUCCAUAUUUCAGCCCUCCCAGAGCCAGAACUGAGCCCAGUGGGAGCAUAUCCUGGGGCAGCCUGGAUUCCUGGGGUGUCCCCGGCAGCCACACGCAGUCAUGCACUAUCCAGCUGCACUCCUUUUCCUCAUCCUGGUCAAUGGGGCCCAGGCCUUUCGCAUCUGUGCCUUCAAUGCCCAGCGGCUGACGCUGGCCAAGGUGGCCAGGGAGCAGGUGAUGGACACCUUAGUUCGGAUCCUGGCUCGCUGUGACAUCAUGGUGCUGCAGGAGGUGGUGGACUCUUCCGGCAGCGCCAUCCCCCUCCUGCUUCGAGAACUCAAUCGAUUUGAUGGCUCUGGGCCCUACAGCACCCUGAGCAGCCCCCAGCUGGGGCGCAGCACCUACGUGGAGACAUACGUAUACUUCUAUCGGUGAGCACGGAGUUGGUGGCGCAGCAGGACAGGGGGCGGGGAGGGGGUGGGCACAGUCCUUGGCCCUAAUGUGAGGUAGGCUCGUUAGUCCCCAGGGUCACAGGCCCCCCAUCCUGGGACAGCCUUAUCCGCUUAGCAUGCUUUUUCUUCUCAACACCUUUUAUUCUGGACUCUUCCCAUCCUCAACCCCCACCAGAGUGUCCACAGAGCAGGAGGCCUUCCUUCUCUAAGCACAGAUGUGGGGUCCCUCCCCCUGUCUCCUGUGGGAGCUGCUGGGGCUCAGGGCGUGGCUGACCCCCUCUAUGAAAGUGGCCAGCAAGAGCUGCAGCUCCUGGGAGGAGGCUCCGUGGGGACCACUUGUGGGCCUUGGGUAGACCCGAUCUUCGAAGUCUCUGGGAGGACAGGCUGGCAGGGAGCCCUUUGGAAUCAGGAUCCAGAGGGCAAGGGAGGCUGCAGGGAAGGAGAACUGAUUCUCUAUGUAAAUAAAAGUAUAUGACAUCUGGUAUUUGCUCCAAAAUAACUGGGUAGGCAGGAUAUAGUGGCUCAUGCCUGUAAUGCCAGUGCUUUGGGAGGCUGAAGCAGCAGGAUCACUUGAACCCAGGAGUUCAAGGUUG
Piliocolobus tephrosceles (Ugandan red Colobus) is the source of this 1052-nucleotide messenger RNA. RefSeq names its product deoxyribonuclease 1 like 1 (gene DNASE1L1). Gene Ontology annotation, cellular component: nucleus. The record is from RefSeq and is a predicted model, not a curated record. The transcript has 3 exons. Gene Ontology annotation, biological process: DNA catabolic process. Bases 128 to 442 code for a protein of 104 amino acids. Gene Ontology annotation, molecular function: deoxyribonuclease I activity; DNA binding. Lineage: Eukaryota; Metazoa; Chordata; Mammalia; Primates; Cercopithecidae.